AUGAUGACGAUGAUGAGGAAGACGGGGGCGAAGGGGACGAGGGAGAAGGGGAUGAGGGAGAUGAGGGCGAAGGGGACGGGGACGCAAGCGGAGAUCAGGUUAGGGAUGAUUAACACGGAGAUGAGGAUGGGAGUGAUGGAGAUAACGAUAGUGACGAACAGAAAUAGGAGACGUCGAAGGGUAAUUGACAGCUUGAACGAGCUGAUGUUGACGUCAAGACCCAAGAUGGAGGAAGGAAGAGGAAGGUCCUCCCGUUUCGCUAGUCUGACGGCGGUAUACCAAUACGGGUCGGAAGAAUCGAGUCUUGGCGGGGUUGGACUAGAUUACCGGUGGGCAAAAGGUCAUGCUGGGAGUGGGACAAAGAAGAAAAUUGUUUGA
Coprinopsis cinerea okayama7#130 is the source of this 378-nucleotide messenger RNA. RefSeq lists its product as hypothetical. Lineage: Eukaryota; Fungi; Basidiomycota; Agaricomycetes; Agaricales; Psathyrellaceae. The coding region runs from base 1 to 378 and encodes 125 amino acids. The transcript has 3 exons. The record is from RefSeq and is a predicted model, not a curated record.